UUAUAGUUUCAUCUCCAAAAACUCAUCCCAGUAAAAACUGUCACAUACUAUUCAAUUCUAAUUAUCUCAAAUCUAUGUUUGAUUGAAUAAAACUAUUUUCGUUUUGUUCUUGAAAGGUUAAAUUAUUACAACAGCUGUUGGGCUGAAAAGCUAGUCCAACUCCUAAUCGGUCCAUUCCAAUCCAAGAACAUGGCUUCUAGAAUUUUUAGGAGAGUUUUGACAACUCCAGCUAGAUGCUACAGCAGUCAGCCAAUCACAUGCACGCUCAUACCCGGAGAUGGAAUUGGACCCGAAAUAUCAGCAGCUGUGCAGAAAAUAUUUGCUGCUGCACAGGUACCAGUGGAAUGGGAAUCGGUGGACGUGACUCCGGUGCGGGGACCAGACGGCAAGUUCACCAUCCCUCAGGGCGCCAUCGACUCGAUGAACAAGAACAAGGUCGGCCUCAAGGGCCCCCUCAUGACUCCCGUCGGCAAGGGCCAUCGCUCGCUCAAUCUCGCGCUUAGAAAAGAGUUCAACCUGUACGCGAACGUGCGACCGGCACGCUCGCUGGCCGGCUACGAGACGCCCUACAACGACGUGGACAUAGUGACGGUGCGCGAGAACACCGAGGGAGAGUAUUCGGGCAUCGAGCAUGAGAUAGUUGACGGCGUCGUGCAGAGCAUCAAGCUGAUAACCGAGGAGGCCUCCAGCCGGGUGGCCGAGUUCGCCUUCAAAUACGCCAAGGAGAACGGCCGAAAGAAGGUCACCGCCGUGCAUAAGGCUAAUAUCAUGCGAAUGUCAGACGGCCUGUUUCUGCGGUGCUGUCGCGAGGCGGCCGAACGCUUUCCCGAGGUGCAGUUUGAGGAGCGCUACCUGGACACGGUUUGCCUGAACAUGGUCCAGGACCCGACCAAGUACGACGUGCUCGUCAUGCCCAACCUGUACGGCGACAUUCUGUCGGACAUGUGCGCCGGUCUGAUUGGCGGCCUCGGACUCACGCCCAGCGGCAACAUUGGCCUCAAGGGGGCGCUCUUCGAGUCGGUGCACGGUACAGCUCCCGAUAUAGCCGGCAAAGACCUCGCCAAUCCGACAGCACUGCUGCUCUCUGCCUGUAUGAUGUUGCGUCACCUCGAGAUGAACAAACACGCUGACACAAUCGAGAAGGCCUGUCUGGCGACGAUCAGCGAGGGCAAAUAUCGCACCGGUGAUCUAGGAGGCAGUGCAAAGUGCUCUGAGUUCACCGACGAAAUAUGCCGCAAAGUCCAGGCCUCCUAGAAAAAUAGAAAAUUAGUUAUUUUGUUCCCCGUCAUAGUUUGCAUGUUUACGUUCAACUUGAUCUAGAUGGCAGUGCCAAGUACUGAAAGUGGAUUUCCGCGUAUCAGUGGCCGAGUUCAGUGAAAAUAUUGUACUCUGGUGUGAUUAUUCAUACUCGCUAGGAUUAAUCUCAUUAUAACAGCUCUGGGAAGACUUUUCUCGCUGAACCGGACCAGUUUCUGAUACUGAUUCAUGGAGAUCCAGCUCAAGAGUACACUGACAAAUUAUUCUGGAAGUUGAGGAGCAAAUAGACGGCUCUAUAACUAGAAAAAUUGUUAAUCUGUUCCCCCUCUCACUGUUUAAAAACAAACAGAUAACAGUCGUUAUUUGUUGGAAGUCACAACAGUGAAAACGUUAUCUUAGUUCAACCAAUACAAUUAAUUCCUAUUGAAAUGCUAAGGCCCGGUUCCACAAAAGUCUGUUAAGUUUUAACCCUGAUUAAUUCCACGAGAACUAAUCAGAGAAGGCCUUUUAGAGAAGACGGCUUCUCUGAUUGGCUCUCGUUAAAUUAAUCACGGUUAAAAUUUAACCGGCUUUUGUGCAACCGGCGCUAACACUUGUUCAUUCUUUCUAUGUGUGAGUGCUACCGUACGAACCUUGGUAGUCUUUUUUGUCGAGUAGAAUAUGGAUUCAUUGAAAAGCAGGGUUCAAAAACCCUAGGGCUAGCUAUACACACAUCGAUUUUCGUUCGUACGAAUUUUUACCGUCCUUAUAAAUUCCAUUAGAUUAAACAGAUGAUGUUUGUCAAGUUCCCUUUAAUCUGGUAGAAAUCAUAAGGACGGCAAAAUAUCGUACGAACAAAAUUCGAUGUGUGUGUGUAACUGGCUUAAUUAAGUGUUUGGCUGAACCAGGACAUCCUGUAUACUUCCUAGUAUAUAGGAGGUCCUGGCUGAACGAACAAGUUCUCAGAAAAGUGACUGAACACAAUAAAAUGCAGUCAUAUUGCAUUGAUAUUAUUGAAACACACUUUAGACGGUUUCUUUGUCCACUGUCUCACGUUCAGCUUAGUCUCCAAUUAGAUGUUUUAAAAAUUGAUUGUGAAAAAUGUUUAAAACUUUUUCAUCAUGUUGGCAGCUCUCGAAUUACUUGAAAGUUUCUACAAUUUAUUUCUAAAUCACCACAUUCUUGUUUUGAUUUAAUUGAAAUAUGUAACAUAACUUGUUAUGUAAGAAGUUGGUUGCUAAACAAAUCUUGCGGUUAUGUCUAAUUAAUGCAAUCUUGUUUUGAACAAUGCAACCUUAGGAAAACAUUUUCUACUAUUUUGAGUGUGAAAUAUAUAAUGAAAAUAUGUUUCUCGUAGAUUUGACCUAAUAUUGAACGCUCGUUGAAAUUCUGAAGAAACAAUAUUUGGCUUGAAUUUCCUCAAGUGCAUGAAAUCCUAAAACAUUGAUUCAUGCUAUCAUUCUCAUUAAUAUUCACUGUGCUUUCUAUUUUCCUCUAGACAUUUUUUUUAUAAGUUCUUAGAUAUUGCUUUGGUGUAGGGGCACUAUGUCGAUAUGUUCGCUUUAUAGAUGAAAAAACUGUUGUUGAAUUUUUCUAUUGCUAUUUUUGUACUUUGAAUGUACAAAGUUAAAGCUUCAAACUAGUGUUAAAACAAACUAUACACUCAAUACAAGUGUUAGUAUUGUUUUUCUAGACAGUACUCGGCAAUAAUAAAAAUACAUUUUUAAAAUUUAAAAUACAUUUUUAUUAUUGUAGAGUUUGUAGUGUUCUCGUAUGAGUCCGCUUCAAGAUUCAAUUCGAUUUUCAAAAUUGAUGAGAGAUUUUGAAAAUUUUUCACAAACCUAUUAUUGUCAAUCGAGGCGUAUAUAUUUUCAAUUUUUAUCCUUCUAGAAGUUUGCGUAAAACUGAAAUUGCUAGUUAAUACUAACAGUAAAUGGUUUUAAAUGAGAACAUAUUAAAUUAUAAUAAACUUGACAAUAAAAUCAUAGUUUCAUAGCUUUAAUGUAACAGUUGUUCAUAUUUUUUAAAUCUUUGUGGAAAAGAUUCUCAUAUUGUUUACUCCAUGUUUCAUUUGUAUUUUCAGGUUGGAUAAUGUUGUUUGUUGAUUAGAUUUCCGGAAUAACCUUACUGCUUCUAAUAUUAAUUUAUUUGUUUUUCAAUAUUAUAUAUAUUUAUAGAUAUUAAAUUAUUAUUGGACAAACACACAUAUUGAUAAUAUAACUGUACUUGAUAUUAUGAUAGUGAUGGACAAUACUUGACAACAAAUAUUUUAAAUCAAAUAGUUUUAUUCAAAAUAGUGUCAUUUCAUGGCUAUUUCAAAUUACAAAACUACUUAAAUUGUAUUGCUUUUGAUUACUUCGAGUAUUAUCAUGUUUUGUUUAUUAAUUUAUUAUUUUCCUAGUGAAACUUCAAAUUUUGUAAAUUCUAAAUUCAAUGAAAACUGAAAUCAAGAUUUAAAAUUCUCUUGUGAUAGAUCAUCUUUGUCUCCGAUGUUAACAAACUUAAACAAAUUCUAUCAUGCUUGUAUUUGAUUCAGAUUGUGAGACGUGACAAAUUUUAGUGUUUUAUCAUAGCCAAUUAAAUUAUUGUAAUAUUGAUUGUUUAUAAACGCCAAUUUUAUUUGUAUUUAUCCUAGUAUUUAAACGAGUUUGCUUGUUAUUCGCAAGUAGUUUUAAUUAGUGAUUUUAAUAGCAACUUAGUAUUUUGAAAAUAUUAUGUUUGUGUUAUCACAGUGCUAUAAAUUAUUUAUUUAAUUAGC
Nilaparvata lugens (brown planthopper) is the source of this 3994-nucleotide messenger RNA. RefSeq names its product probable isocitrate dehydrogenase [NAD] subunit alpha, mitochondrial (gene Idh3a). Gene Ontology annotation, molecular function: magnesium ion binding; NAD binding; isocitrate dehydrogenase (NAD+) activity. Gene Ontology annotation, cellular component: mitochondrion. Bases 190 to 1254 code for a protein of 354 amino acids. Gene Ontology annotation, biological process: tricarboxylic acid cycle; isocitrate metabolic process. NCBI's taxonomy places the organism in Eukaryota, Metazoa, Arthropoda, Insecta, Hemiptera, Delphacidae. The transcript has 6 exons. The record is from RefSeq and is a predicted model, not a curated record.